Messenger RNA from Mercenaria mercenaria, 946 nucleotides. RefSeq names its product heavy metal-binding protein HIP-like. The coding region runs from base 132 to 914 and encodes 260 amino acids. NCBI's taxonomy places the organism in Eukaryota, Metazoa, Mollusca, Bivalvia, Venerida, Veneridae. The record is from RefSeq and is a predicted model, not a curated record. The transcript is spliced from 3 exons. Gene Ontology annotation, molecular function: protein binding.
UCCCUUCCAUUCUUUUCUCUAUUUGUACUGAAAACAAAUUCAUAUAUAUGUUGGUAAGAUAACAAUCUGCUCUCAUUCUCAUGCAUAUAUUUGGAAUAUUUCACUAAAAUUGUGACUGCUAAUGAGAAAAGAUGCGUAAAUACAUCUUACUUUUUCUCACUGCAACAUUUGUAAUCGAUGGAGUAUGUGGUGGCGGUGCGGAUGGGAUUAUCCAGAUUAGUCGCGAAGAAUUCGACAAUCUCAAAGCAACCGUCCGUCGCCUGGAGAACGUUGCAGAAAAUCAAGUCUUAUUGAAUCAACGGCUUGAAUCGGACCUAGAUAAACAACGUGAGGUUAUUAAGGAUCUUCAAGACGUUAUAUCACAACAAGCGGAGAAGAUUCAGCGACUUGAAGAGUUGCCGCGGCAAACUAAAGAAGUCAAGAGCAAAACACCUACUAUAGAGAAAAGGGUUGUGAAGUCUUCCUCAAAGAUAAAAAGAUAUGCAGAUAACACGGUGGCGUUUUUCGCAACACUCGCCCAAGCCUCUUUGGAUCAUCUUGGUACCCACCAAAACAUCGUAUUUGAGGACGUUGUCACCAAUUUCGGCAAUGCUUACAACAAUCACCAAGGUGUGUUCGUCGCCCCUGUCAGUGGCCUCUAUCUUAUAACAACCAGUGUAUUGUCGAGACAAGACAGAGAGUUCUGGGCGGAUGUCGUAGUCAACGGCACCGUAGUUGUCAGACUAAAUGGGCGAGGUACAGAUGGCAGGCACGGCACAGGUGCACAAACGAUGGUUGUAACUCUCAAAAAGGGAGAAGACGUAUCCAUACAAAAUACGCACAAUGAUGAUGCUUACUGGGGCCAAAAAUACACAAGUUUCGGUGGAUUUCUGAUACAAGAAUUUGAAAUGGAUUCAUCUUCUAUUAUCGGUUGAAUGCAUUUUAAUGUAUUAAACACUUAUUUAGA